AACCGCCAAUGGGACAAAUGACGAGGAGGGAGGGAGGGAGAGUAGUUAAAAACCUAAGAAUAAACCACAGAGGAAGCAGAAGUGUUGCGUAGAUACUAUUCUGUGCGUGCAUAUGUAGGUUUCAGAUCACAGUGUAAAAAGUAUUUCUUUUUUACUGUCUUUAAAUGUAUUGAAAUUCACAUAAAAGUAACCAUUUUAAAGUAUAUUCACAGAGUUCCACCGCCAUGCCCUUCUGGUUCCAGCAAAAAAAGGGACAUUUCUGAACCUGGAUCAGUGUCCAUUUUUUCCGGACUUUUUUGAUCUAUACCAAGCAGCUGAUCUACCUGAAGAAAAGCAUGGGCACUUGUCUUAGCUCGGGCUGCUAUCACGAAACACCACAAACCCGGCAGCUCUGACAACAGAUACUUCUUCCUUCCGCCUCUGGAGGCUGGUAGCCUGAGGUCAAGGCACCCACCAGGCCGCGGACGCCAGACGCACACUCCGAGGUGGAAGAAGUCGGCUGCCGACGACAGGGACCAUGGCAGCCAGUGCGAAGGGCAGCAAGUCUGAGCCAAACCACGUCAUUUUCAAGAAAGUCUCCAGGGACAAGUCGGUGACCAUCUACCUGGGGAAGAGAGACUAUAUAGACCAUAUUGAUCAAGUAGAACCUGUGGAUGGUGUCGUGUUGGUAGAUCCCGAACUUGUGAAGGGAAAGAAAGUGUAUGUGUCUCUGACCUGCGCCUUCCGCUACGGCCAGGAGGACAUUGACGUGAUCGGCCUGAGCUUCCGCAGGGACCUGUACUUCUCUCAGCACCAGGUGUUCCCACCCGUGGAGGCUGCCCCUGCCCCCACAAAACUGCAGGAGAGCCUGAUGAAGAAGCUGGGAGGCAACACAUAUCCCUUUCUGCUCAAGUUUCCUGAUUACUUACCCUGCUCGGUGAUGCUACAGCCCGCUCCGCAAGACGUAGGGAAGUGCUGUGGGGUCGACUUUGAGGUCAAAGCAUUCGCCAGAGACAGUGCAGAGGAUGAAGAGGACAAAGUGCCCAAGAAGAGCUCCGUGCGUUUACUGAUCCGGAAAGUACAGCACGCGCCAGCGAAGAUGGGUCCCCAGCCCCAGGCUGAGUCCUCCUGGCAGUUCUUCAUGUCAGACAAGCCCUUGCACCUGGCUGUCUCCCUCAACAAAGAGACCUAUUUCCAUGGGGAGCCCAUUUCGGUGACGAUUACCGUGACCAAUAACACAGAGAAGACAGUGAAGAAGAUUAAAGCAUUAGUGGAGCAAGUGGCCAAUGUGGUUCUCUACUCGAGCGAUUAUUAUACCAAGCCGGUGGCCCAGGAGGAAACACAAGAAAAAGUGCUACCAAAUAGCACUCUGACCACGACACUGACGCUGGUGCCCUUGCUGGCCAACAACCGGGAAAGGCGGGGCAUCGCCCUGGAUGGGAAGAUCAAGCAUGAGGACACGAACCUUGCCUCCAGCACCAUAAUAAAGGAGGGCAUAGACCGGACUGUCCUGGGCAUCCUGGUGUCUUACCAUAUCAAAGUGAAGCUCACGGUGUCAGGCUUUCUGGGAGAGCUCACCUCCAGUGAAGUGGCCACUGAGGUGCCUUUCCGCCUCAUGCAUCCCCAGCCCGAGGACCCAGCAAAGGGAAGUUUCCAGGAUGAAAAUUUGGUUUUCGAGGAGUUUGCUCGCCAAAAUCUGAAAGACUCAGGAGACACCGAGGAAGGGAAGAAAGACCAGGAGGCCGGGGAUGAGUGAAGAAGAUGCUGGGAAUCGGGAUGGUUCACAGCCCGGAUGAGCCACGCUCCACAGUUAGCCCUUUAGUUAUGCUAAAUACCAAAGUGUGAGUCUUCUCCACAGAAAUAAAGUUUGUUCUGCUGCGAUCUGA
Molecule: messenger RNA, 1865 nt
Organism: Neogale vison (American mink)
Lineage: Eukaryota; Metazoa; Chordata; Mammalia; Carnivora; Mustelidae
Gene: SAG
Product: S-antigen visual arrestin
Exons: 16
Coding region: 518-1735 (405 amino acids)
Biological process (GO): G protein-coupled receptor internalization; signal transduction
Cellular component (GO): photoreceptor outer segment; photoreceptor inner segment
Molecular function (GO): G protein-coupled receptor binding
Source: RefSeq, a predicted model, not a curated record